GCAGGGCUUAGAAGGCAGAGAACUUUGCAACGGAACAGCUCCGGUGUUUUCCUUAGAAUUGUAUCUGAAUGAAAAAUAAAGUACAGCUUAGAGUGACCGGUUCCAAGUUUCUGGAAUAAAACAGUUUUCAGGGAAAUUCUGCUUCAGUUCCUUGGACCAUCCGAGAGUGUGUAGCCCUCCCUCCGGGGUACAGCUAUGAUUGGAAAGUUUCUUUUGCGGUCCUGAAGAGUGAGCCCUUCCUCAAGGCUUGGAGAUCAAAGGUGCUGGCUGCCGAGAACCGCUGAGGAAAACUGUAUAAGGACCAGCUCUGUCCCACAUACAUAUCUGCUUCCUGGUGAGUCACAGAACGUGACUUUUCCACAUUCCAGAUCAAAUAGCUCCAAGAACACAUACCUCAAGUUUCUAAUAUAAAAAGAAGAUUCCAGAAAAGCCCUGGAACAUUGAAAACAUGAAUGAACAAGUAACUCAACCUGAAUUGAUCAAAGACUGGUCCAAAGAACAUGUGAAAAAGUGGAUAACUGAAGACCUUAACAUUGAUGAGAAAUAUGCUCAAAUCCUGCUCAAUGAAGAAGUGACAGGCAUGGUUCUUCAGGAAUUAACUGAAAAAGAUCUUAGAGAAAUGGGGUUGCCACGGGGUCCAGCACUUCUGAUAAGACGUAUGUAUAACAAAUUGAAUAAUUCCCCUGAAUGUGAAAAUCAAGAUUCCAGACAAUUAAGUAAUACAAAACUCUCAAUAAAAGAUCACCAAAAAAAGACCAAAAAUGAGGAAGAGAAAUCAGUUUCAUUGAAUACUGAUCAAGAUCUCAGAGAGAUGGGACAGAAUAAAGAUCAAGACCCAAGUAUUCUGAGAGGAAAUGUGUUAAGUGACAUAGUGAUUGAAGACACAGAAGAUGAUAAACCCAAAGCAGAACAGAUGUCUUGUAUGCCACAUCCUUUUGAUUCUUUUCAUGAUGACAAAUGCUACAUAGAACACUCUAUUCUACAAGUUGCUGAAACAGGGCCGCUCAAUCUCAUAGACCCAGUGCAUGAAUUCAAAGCCCUCACAAACACAGAAACAGCCACAGAAGAGGACAUUAAGAUGAAAUUUAGCAAUGAAGUUUUCCGAUUUGCAUCAGCAUGUAUGAAUUCACGCACAAAUGGCACUAUCCAUUUUGGAGUUGAGGACAAACCACAUGGACAAAUUGUUGGUGUGAAAGUCACCAGUAAAGAUGUAUUCAUUAAUCACUUCAAUGUAAUGAUCACAAAGUAUUUUGACGAUAGUGACAUCAAAGAAGCCAGGGUAUGUAUUCGGGAACCAAGGUUUGUGGAAGUCCUAAUGCAGAACAAUACAUCAGCUGAUAGAUUUGUCAUUGAAGUAGAUGUUAUUCCCAAACAUUCUAUAUGUAAAGAAAAGUAUUUCUACAUUAUGAUGCAAAGUUACACAGAUAAAACAUGGAAACAAAGCAAAGAGAAUUCACUGUUUGUGAGAGAAGGGGCUAGCUCUAAGAAUAUCCUGGCCAAUCCCAAACAACGGGAUAGAGAGUUCAAAAAAUUUCUAGAGAAUUUAAAGACAUGGACAGCAUCUAGAAAAGAGGCUGAAGAAGAAGACAGGAUGGUGACUAAGAAAGAGAGUGAGGGGCUAAAGCUAGGUAAACUUUUGACCAGACACCAAGGCUCACUGGAUAACUCUUACUAUGACUGGUACAUUCUUGUAACAAAUAACUGCACCCCAAAUCAAAUAGAGCAUUUAGAUUUCCUAAAGGAAAUUAAAUUGUUUGCUGUGCUGGAUUUUGAUCCUUGCUCUCAGAUCAAGGGAGUGGCCAAAGCUUACAGAGAAAGCCGAAUUGCAAACCUCCACCUACCCAGUCAGUAUGAAGAAAAAACUAGCAUGGAAGAGAAAAUUUCUACUCUGAAACUUUAUGAGCAGCCCAGCUGGAUAUUCUGCAAUGGCAGAUUAGACUUGCAGAAUGACUCAUGUCAACCUCUAGAGCCACAUUUGUGGCAAAGAGAAAGAGCUUCUGGGGUCAGGAGACUGAUCUCGUUUCUCACAGAUGAAAACGUAGUGGAAAGAGGGAAGGUUUUGGUGGUGUUUCUCUUACUUUCUCCAGUAGAAAACCAAAAAGAUCCACUCAUUGAGACUUUCUGUGCUUUCUAUCAAGUUUUCAAUGGUAUGGACAACAUGUUGUGUAUCUGUGUCAACUCACGUAUCUACCAACGGUGGAGUGAUCUGCUGCAAGUAAGACUGGAAAUCAAAGAGGAUUUAGCAGAACAUAGCAUUUCCACUUUAAAUAUAGAACUGGUCAACAAUACCAUCCUUAAACUGAAAUCAGUGAUUCAGUCUUCAAGAAGAUUCUUGCCCUCCUGUGGAUCCUCCUCAGUUAUCCUGGAGAAAAUGGAGGAAGAUAUCCUGUCUGCACUAGAAAUCCUCUGUGAAAAUGAAUGUAGAGACACAGACAUAGAGAAAGAUGAAUCCGAAUUCCUAAAAUUUAAGAAAUCGAGAGAAGAACACUUUUAUCGAGGAGGCAAAGUAUCCUGGUGGAACUUCUAUUUUUCUUCUGAACACUAUUCCUCGGCUUUUGUGAAAAGGGAUAGUUAUGAAGAACUUACUACGUUAAUACAACAGUGUGCAGAGUCUCCUAAACCGGUAUUUGCCAAAGUCAUCAACCUGUACCAUCACCCAGGCUGUGGAGGCACUACGUUAGCUAUGAAUGUUCUCUGGGACUUAAAAAAGAAGUUCCGAUGUGCUGUAUUGAAAAACAAAGCAACUGAUUUUGAAGAGAUUGGAGAACAAGUAAUCAGGCUGAUCAGCUACAAGGCUACCAGCCACCAGGAUUACAUUCCUGUUCUUCUCCUUGUGGAUGAUUUUGAAGAACAAGAAAAUGCCUACAUUCUGCAGAACACCAUCAAUUCCUUUAUAGCAGAAAAGGGUCUGAGAUAUGAAAAAACACUAGUAAUCAUCCUGAACUGCAUGAGAUCUCAGAAUCCAGAUCAAAGUGCAAAAUUAGCAGAAAGCAUUUCACUAAAAUACCAACUUUCUGCCAAAGAACAAAGAGCUUUUGAGGACAAACUUGAGGAAAUUGAAAAGGAGCAUAAGAACUGUGAAAACUUUUAUUCCUUUAUGAUCUUUAAAGGCAAUUUUGAUACAACUUACAUAGAAAAUGUAGUGAAGAAUACACUGAAAGACCUGGACACUCACAGCAGGAAAGCCCAGCUCAUUUCUUACCUGGCAUUACUCAACUCUUAUGUUACAGAUUCUACCAUUUCAGUAUCACAGUGUGAAAUAUUUUUGGGAACCUCAAUCACUUUCACCAGGAAAGAUGAGAAACCUAAAAGCGUAGAAGACAACAUGGGAACCUAUUCCACACUUCUAAUAAGAACAGAAGUUUCAGAAUAUGGGAGAUACACUGGAAUACGUCUCAUUCACCCUCUGAUUGCCAUUUACUGUUUAAAAGAACUGGGAAUGAGCUAUGGAAUGGACAAGUGUCAGAUUGCAUUGAAUAUACUAGCAGAGAAAGUAUUCUAUGACUCUGGAAUAGGAAGAGACAAAUUUAAGCAUGAUGUGCAAACUCUCUUGCUUACAAGACAACGUAAGGAGCAUGGAGCUGAAACAGAUACUCUGUUUUCACCAUUAAUUGAAGACUUGCAGAAUGAGGAACCUGAAAAGGUCUUGACUGCAGGAAGUGAUCGAUUCCCACAAAAUGCAUUCAUUUGUCAAGCUUUAGCAAGACAUUUCUAUAUUAAAAAGAAGAAUUUUAGUACUGCUCUGGUCUGGGCAAAUUUGGCCAAAAGGAAAGCACCUAAGAAUUCCUACAUUUCAGAUACACUUGGUCAAGUUUACAAAAGUGAGAUCAAACAGUGGCUGGUUAAAAAUGAGACCAGUAGCAGUAUUAGUGUGGGUGACCUAACACAUUUGCUAGAAAUCGCAGAAAAGGCCUCCAAAGCAUUCAAAGAGUCUCAGCAGCAAACGGAUAGUAAAGACUAUGAAACAGAGGCCUGGUCACCACAGAAGUCCCAAAGAAGAUAUGACACAUACAACACAGCAGGGUUUUUUGGUGAAAUAGAAGUAGGUCUUGACACUAUCCGGAUUCUUCAGCUCACACCCCUUUUCCACAAAGAAAAUGAAAUGUUGAAAGACGCUAUGGUACAAUUUUUGUCUGGAAAGGGGAUCAACCCUCCAGACACAAAAGAUGAAUAUUAUGCUGUUCUUAGCAACUUUACAUCCCACCUACAGAAUUUACAGUCAGAUCUGAAGCGAUGCUUUGAUUUUUUUUUGAAUUAUAUGGGUCUUCUAAAGCCAAGGAAUACCCCAAAAGAAAUGACAGAACUUUCACUAAAUAAGAAAGUCAGCAGGUGUUUCAAAAAAUAUGCAGAACUUUUCUGCCGAUUGGACACCAAUUCCUUACAGGGCAAAGAGAACCUGUUACUCCAAGAGGAGAAUUGUCGGAAACGCAUAGAAGCGUGGAGAGCAGAUACAUUUUCAGGCCUCCUUGAAUAUCUUCAUCCAAACCAUAAAGAGGUUAACAACAUGGAAAAUAUAGUGAAGGACUACACCUUCCUAUUACAGCAAGGCCUAACCAAGCGAAUGGCCAAGGGGCUGACAAAGGAGACACAGAAUUUCAUUUUGGCCAACAUUAUUCUCAGUUGUCUAAAGCCCACUUCCACAUACAUCCUGCCAUUUAACACACUGAAAACAAAGCUCCGAGAAGUCCUGCAACUUGUGGGACUAAGUCAUCCAUAUCCUGAUCCUUAUUUCCUGGCCUGCCUCCUAUUCUGGCCAGAAAACAAUGAGCUAGAUCAAGAUUCCACACUCAUAGGAAAGUAUGUCUCAUCCCUGAAUCGAUCCUUCAGGAGACAGUACAAGCGCAUGUGCAGGUCCAAGCAGCCAAGCACCCUGUUCUACCUGGGGCAGAAGAAGGGACUGAACAGUCUUGUUCACAAGGCCGAAAUCGAGCAGUACUUCAGUGAAGUGCAAGAUUCAAAUUCCUUCUGGCAGAGUGGAGUAGUGUGGGAAAAGAGGGAAGUCAAAGAUCUCCUGCGACUACAAUAUGGUCAGGCUGAAGGCAAGCUAAUCUCUGUAGAAUACGGAACAGAGACAAAAAUAAAAAUACCAGUGACUUCUGUGUACUCGGGUCCACUCAGAAGUGGAAGGAACAUUGAGAGAGUGUCCUUCUACCUAGGAUUUUCCAUUGAGGGCCCUCUAGCAUAUGGCAUAAAAGUGAUCUAAGAAGGUACAUUAGUCCAAAGGUGUAAAUUUACAUAUAUUAUUGUACUCACUCUUUCUAAUCCAUAGCAUUUGCAUGACAUUAUUGGCUUAACUAUAAUCACAGUUUGCUUCUUUUUCUCUAAUUCACUAUGGAAGACCUUGUAGGACAGGAAAUUAUCCAUACCACAGAACUUGGCACACAGCAGCUUCAAUCACUCCAUAUACUAAAUAUGCAUUCCCAGAUUGACAUAUUUAGUUUAGUUGUUUCAGUUGGUUUCUAUGAGUCACAAAUGGUCAAUAAAGUCUAUGUAAAUUAAAUCACCUUUCUGAUUUGUCCUUCACAAAUCUAUUCCUGAUUAACCUCCACCUGGAACUCUUCUAUGGCCACCCAUAGUCCCUGCCUGAUUGGUGGCUUCCUCAUAGUAGUAAGUUCACUUUAUACCAUAUUUCUAGUAUAAGGAAUAGCAUCUCAGAAGUUUAUUCACAAGUAUCUAGUAGCCAAAGUAGCCUCAAACAGCAUUCUAGACCUUGGAAUUUAAAGCUACCUGUUGCCAAUAAAAUGAAAGGCAUGGUUAAAAAGUAUAUGUAUGGUAAGUGGAAAAUAAAUAAUAUAUAGUAUAUACACAUAUAUAUGCUCCAUCUCUAUAUAUUCUUAAAUGUAACCUAGCUACUCCUGAUGCCAUGGUUCUUGUCAUCAAGAAGGCUGUGCCUUGUCAGGGUUCUAAUUUCCACUGAAUCUGGAAGUGCUUACAUAGUUCACAAACAAAUCCUAUUUCUAGGAGCCACAUGGACACCUGCCUCUAUUCCUAACUGCCUUCUUCCUCUACACUCAACCUCUCCAUUAACAGACUCCCCCAAGUAGCAGCACUCUCUGAGCAUCCUGUAGAUGUAGUUUAUCUCCAAGUUCCUCAGAAGACUGCUGAGUCUAGGCUGUAGAAUUUAAAGUAAGACAUCUCAAGACAUGCUACAGAGGGUACUUAAAAAGAAAGGAUGAAGAACUUUAGAUGUUCCUGUGAACCAAAACAGUCCUAUGUCACUCAGGCACAAUGACCUCUCUGCAAGUUCUUGGUCUUGGACAAGGCUGUCUGUACUUCCAACACUUAUUCAAUAUAGUACUUGAAGAGUUAGCCAGAGCAAUA
This is a messenger RNA of Onychomys torridus (southern grasshopper mouse), 6321 nucleotides long. Its product is annotated as sterile alpha motif domain-containing protein 9-like. NCBI's taxonomy places the organism in Eukaryota, Metazoa, Chordata, Mammalia, Rodentia, Cricetidae. The record is from RefSeq and is a predicted model, not a curated record. The coding region runs from base 449 to 5203 and encodes 1584 amino acids. The transcript has 4 exons. Gene Ontology annotation, molecular function: protein binding. Gene Ontology annotation, cellular component: cytoplasm.